CGCUGAUAACUCCAUCUCUCCUCAAACGCAAACUACCUCCCUCACCAUCUCUCCUCGCUCCAUGUUCCCUUACCCCACUCCACCUCCAAUCCCUUUUUCUAGGGUUUGGGUUUGGGUUAGGAGUUCAAACGAGGUGGGGCCUUCCCUGCUUCCUUUGCCGCUGCUGGGAGUGCGUCAGACAGCGCCAUUGGAGCUUAGAUCCCAGGCCUUAUCGGCCCGUCACCAACCGUAUAAGCCCGAGUGGCAACCACCGACCCCCGCGGGAUCUCGUCUUCAAGCGAAAUGGCUCCGUAGCUUCGGCUGUGUCGGUUGGGGCCUGAUUUGAUUGGAAUCGCUGGGUCUCGGACUAGGGAAGACAGUGCUCUUAAUUUGUUUUUCUUGCGGAGGACGAGAAGGGGAUACGGGUAUAAGAGGAGGAAGGGGAAGGAAAGGGGUGCUGGGUGUGGCUGGAGAUCCGUGGUGCACAGGAAUUUUGGCAUCGAAAAUAUGUCAUCAUCUGAUAGCACUCUUGAUCAACAUCUAUCCAAAAAAACAGCUCUUGGUCUUAAGCUAUGGGUCAUAAUUGGUAUAAGUGUUGGGGUUGUUCUAUUGUUUGCUCUUUCUCUAGUUGUAAUAUGUGUUGCUAUUCAGAAUCGGAGAAAAUAUAGAAGGGCACCAGAUAGCCUCCCAACCACUCAAAUACCUGCAGUUUCAAAGGAAAUUAAGGAGGUAAGGGUGGAGCAAGUCCCAUCCAAUGACUUCAUUGCACAUGAAGGAAUUCUUCUCACAAUUCAAGAGAGAUCCAGUGAAAAUGACUCAAAUAAGCUCGUGGUGGAUUCGGGCUUGCGUAGGUCAAGUCAUGCUGAUAGAAAUAGUCAUUCGGGCUCAUUUCAUUAUGUUGAAAAAGAUGGUAGCUCCCACUCUGGUGAAGGAGGUUCAGAGAUAGUUGCAGUUAAUGGAAUAUCUUCAACCUACCCGAUAGAUGCCCCCUCACCUUUGACCGGCCUGCCAGAGUUCUCUCAACUUGGAUGGGGUCAUUGGUUCACUUUAAGAGACUUAGAAAUUGCAACCAAUCGUUUCUCGAAGGAUAAUGUUAUCGGGGAGGGUGGUUAUGGUGUUGUUUAUCGUGGCCGCCUGGUCAAUGGAACUCCAGUCGCAGUUAAGAGGCUUCUCAACAAUCUAGGCCAAGCAGAAAAGGAGUUUAGGGUGGAAGUUGAUGCCAUCGGUCAUGUUCGCCACAAGAACUUAGUUCGGCUUCUGGGAUAUUGUGUGGAGGGCACUCAAAGGAUGCUGGUCUAUGAGUAUGUCAAUAAUGGAAAUCUUGAACAAUGGCUUCAUGGAGCCAUGCAGCAGCGAGGUUCUCUUACUUGGGAGGCUCGUAUAAAUAUUCUCCUUGGCACAGCUAAAGCUCUUGCCUAUUUACAUGAGGCCAUUGAACCAAAAGUUGUCCACCGUGACAUCAAGGCCAGUAACAUAUUGAUUGAUGAUGAUUUCAAUGCCAAGGUGUCUGAUUUUGGUUUAGCAAAGCUGUUGGGUGCGGGGAAAAGCCAUAUCACUACUCGAGUAAUGGGGACCUUCGGGUAUGUGGCACCAGAAUAUGCUAAUACAGGACUCCUGAAUGAAAAGAGUGACAUUUAUAGCUUUGGGGUUCUUCUAUUGGAGGCAAUUACUGGGAGAGAUCCUGUCGACUAUGGGCGUCCUCCUAAUGAGGUAAAUCUGGUUGACUGGCUUAAAAGGAUGGUGGGCAGCAGGCGCUCAGAAGAUGUGGUAGACCUAAAUAUGGCGACAAGACCAUCUACAAGAGCUCUCAAGAGGGCUCUUCUGGCAGCCUUGAGGUGUGUUGAUCCAGAUUCAGAAAAAAGACCGAAGAUGAGUCAGGUUGUCAGGAUGCUGGAAUCAGAUGACCAUAUACCACAUGAGGACCGAAAGCAUCGGCGUAACAAAGCAGGGAGUGGGGAAAUUGAAUCUCAAAAGAACUAUGACUCAGACAAGAGCGACAAUCCUGAUUCGACAUCAAAUGGCACAAGGAAUGGAUCAUCAUCAUACAAAUGAUUAAGAGACAAUUUCAAGUUUGGUUGUUCUCAUUAUCUGGGACUGCUGCUUUCUUGGGUCUGAUACAACUUAAUCGCACAGACUAGAUAAACUUAAACUGCAAUCCAGAUCAAGUACAUUGGAAGAAGCAUUGUAUUCUUUAGACUGAAUGCAAUUUUUUGGUCUUUUAUAGCUAGUACGCUAUAAAAUAUCAAUGUGUACAGGUUGUAUAUUCGUGCUUGCAUUUGCACUGUGGUCGGUGCUCCUAUGGCAUUUCAAACUCUUGGACCUGCUAUUUUGUUUCCCUGAAGAAUUUUAUAUGUAAUUGAAGCACUAUAUUCAACAAUUGCCGGAUAAGAAGCUGACACCUUAUUUUAUUAGCAGCAAUCUACCAAGUGUAGGUUUACGAA
Phoenix dactylifera (date palm) is the source of this 2420-nucleotide messenger RNA. Its product is annotated as putative receptor-like protein kinase At5g18500. Lineage: Eukaryota; Viridiplantae; Streptophyta; Magnoliopsida; Arecales; Arecaceae. Gene Ontology annotation, biological process: protein phosphorylation. The record is from RefSeq and is a predicted model, not a curated record. Gene Ontology annotation, molecular function: protein kinase activity; ATP binding.